AUGCUGGGGCCCUUGCUGAGUGGCUCUCUGUUGUGUUUCCUUGCAGUCGGCACGCUGCGGGUGGAGUUUUCCCAGCCUGUGAACCUGGAAGAAGUGUCGAGAACAAACCCUGAGGUGAAAACAGGAGGUCGUUUUGCUCCCAGGGACUGCACAGCACUUCAGAAAGUAGCAAUUAUUAUACCGUUCAGGAAUCGCGAGGAACACCUGAAAUACUGGCUCUAUUACCUGCACCCAAUUCUGCAAAGGCAGCAGCUGGACUAUGGAGUGUAUGUGAUCAAUCAGGAUGGAGAAGAAGAAUUUAACCGUGCUAAACUGCUGAAUAUAGGAUUCGCAGAGGCUUUGAAAGAGUAUGACUAUGAUUGCUUUGUGUUUAGUGACGUAGACCUAAUCCCAAUGGAUGACAGGAACACCUACAAAUGUUACAGCCAGCCGAGGCACCUCUCUGUGUCCAUGGACAAAUUUGGAUUUCGGUUGCCUUACAACCAGUACUUCGGAGGUGUGUCUGCUUUGAGUAAAGAGCAGUUUACGAAGAUCAACGGGUUCCCCAACAACUACUGGGGCUGGGGUGGCGAAGACGAUGACAUUUACAACCGGCUGGUAUUUAAAGGAAUGGGGAUAUCUCGGCCGGAUGCAGCCAUUGGGAAAUGCAGAAUGAUUCGUCAUUCCAGGGACCGUAAAAACGAGCCCAAUCCAGAAAGGUUUGACCGAAUUGCUCACACAAGGGAGACAAUGAAUUCUGAUGGCUUAAAUACACUAUCAUACAAGGUGGUAAAAAAUGACAAAUACCCUUUGUACACAAAGAUCACAGUGGAUAUUGGCUCGCCAAAUAGCUAACAUCACAGACACAAGAGAGACCUUGUAUGUGUUGCCCUGGACAUCUGGCCUUGCCAGUGUUUUGUAUCUACUGGUUCUUUUGCAGUUGCAAUGAAGAAAAAGAAGGGACUCUUCUGGUAUGCCAAAGCCUCUCCAAUUUGGUUGGACAAAUGCAGGUUUUUUAUAUCCCAAACUUGACUGUACACAACUUUCUAGCUCUCCAUUGCUUUGUAAUUCCAGAAGUUGUACGUGAGCAUUGUAGAUAAUCACAUUACCAGAUAAUGUUGA
This is a messenger RNA of Tinamus guttatus (white-throated tinamou), 1101 nucleotides long. NCBI's taxonomy places the organism in Eukaryota, Metazoa, Chordata, Aves, Tinamiformes, Tinamidae. The record is from RefSeq and is a predicted model, not a curated record.